AUGCCAUUGCACCUUGAUGCGAAGAGGGUUUUCACCCAGCGGUCGGAGCGGGUCAAGGGGCUCGAUAUUCACCCCACGGAACCAUGGUUGCUGAGCAACUUGUACAGCGGAAGCCUCGUCAUCUGGAACAUCGCGGACGGGACCAUGGUCAAGUCCUUCGAGGUCUGCGACCUCCCGGUCCGGGCGUCCAAGUUCGUGCCGCGAAAACAGUGGGCCGUCGCCGGGUCCGACGACAUGCUCAUCCGGGUCUUCAACUACAACACUAUGGACAAGGUCCACACGUUCGAGGCGCACACGGACUACAUCCGCUCGAUCGCGGUGCACCCGGCGGCGCCGUACCUCCUCACGUGCUCGGACGACAUGCUGAUCAAGCUGUGGGACUGGGACCGCGGCUUCCAGUGCGUGCAGGUCUUCGAGGGUCACUCGCACUACGUCAUGCAGGUCGCGUUCAAUCCCAAGGACUCCAACACGUUCGCGUCGGCGUCGCUGGACCGCACGGUCAAGGUCUGGUCGAUCGGGUCCCCGAUCCCGAACUACACGCUCGAGGGCCACGAGAAGGGCGUGAACUGCCUGGAGUACAUGUCGGGCGGGGACCGGCCGUAUCUCAUCUCCGGCGCGGACGACCGCACGGUGCGGAUCUGGGACUACCAGACCAAGGCGUGCGUGCACGUCCUCACGGGCCACGCGCACAACGUCUCCGCGGUCGGGUUCCACCCGGAGCUCCCUCUGAUCAUUAGCGGGUCGGAGGACGGCAGCGUGCGGCUGUGGCACUCGACGACGUACCGGCUCGAGCAGACGUUCAGCCACGGGAUGGAGCGGGCGUGGGCGAUCGCGACGCAGAAGGGCUCGAACAAGAUCGCGCUCGGCUACGACGAGGGCGCGGUGGUGGUGCAGGUGGGCCGCGAGGAGCCCGUUGCGAGCAUGGACCCCAGCGGGAAGGUGGUGUGGGCGCGGCACGCGGACGUGCAGGCGGCGAACAUCAAGAGCCUGGGCGACGGCGCGGCGCUCGCGGACGGCGAGCGGCUCCCGCUGGCCGUGAAGGACCUGGGGAGUUCGGACAACUACCCCGCGUCGCUGCAACACUCCCCCAACGGGCGCUUCGUGGCGGUGUGCGGCGACGGCGAGUACGUCAUCUACACCGCGCUCGCGUGGCGCAACCGCCACUUCGGCACCGCCACGGACUUCUGCUGGUCGUCCGACCCGACCGAGUUCGCCGUGCGCGACGGGACGACGCUGCACGUGCUGCGCGGGUUCAAGGAAGCCUCGUCGGUGCGGCUGCCGUUCGCGCCGGAGCAGAUGCACGGCGGGCACCUCAUCGGCGUCCGCAGCAAGGACUUCGUGUGCUUCUACGACUGGGCCGAGCAGCGGCUCAUUCGCCGCAUCGACGUCGAGUGCCGGGACGUCCUGUGGUCCGAGUCCGGCGAGUACGUCGCGAUCCUCGCGGACUCCUCCUUCUACAUCCUGCGCUACGACGCCGCGGCCGUCGCGGACCGCCUGGCCACGGGGGAGCCGAUCAACGACGAGGACGGCCUCGAGGAGGCCUUUGACGUGUUGCACGAGGUGCAGGGGUCGGUGCGGUCCGGGGCGUGGGUCGGGGACUGCUUCGUGUACACGAACGCGGCGUGGCGCCUCGCGUACUGCGUCGGCGGCGAGGUCACCACGAUGGCGCACCUCGACAGGCCGAUGUACAUCCUGGGCUACCUCGCGCAGCAGUCGCGCGUGUUCCUGAUCGACCGGGAGCACGCGAUCGUGUCGUACGAGCUCCCGCUCGCCGUGAUCGAGUUCAAGACGCUCGUGCUGCGCGGCGACGAGGCCGGCGCGGAGCAGGCGCUCAAGGGCGUUCCCGCGGGGCAGAUGGACAACAUCGCGCGCUUCCUGGAGGCGCGUGGGAUGCCGGAGCGGGCGCUCGAGGUCGCCACGGACCAGUCGUACCGGUUCGACCUCGCCGUGCAGCUCGGGCGGCUGGCGGACGCCAUGCUGAUCGCGCAGGCGGACGACAGCGAGACCAAGUGGCAGCAGCUGGGCGAAAUGGCCAUGCAGGCCGGGGAGCUCUCCGUCGCCGGAGACUGCCUCGAGCGCGCGCGCGACCUGCCCGGGCUGCUCAUGCUCUACACGUCGCUCGGGAACCGCGAGGGCCUCGAGUCGCUGGCGGCGAUGGCGAGCGACGCGGGGAGCUCGAACAUCGCGUUCGUGUGCUUGCUGCUCCUGGGCCGCACGGGCGAGUGCGCGGACCUCCUCGCGGCGUCCGGGCGGCGCCCCGAGGCCGCGUUCUUCGCGCGGACGUACUGCCCGAGCCGCGUGCCGGGCGUGAUGGCGGCGUGGCGCGAGGACCUGUCGACCGUGAACGCGCGGGCGGCGGCCGCGCUCGCGGACCCCGGCGAGGCCCCGGAGCUCUUCCAGGGCUGGGAGGAGUCGCUCGCUGCGGAGAAGCUCGCCGAGAAGAUCGCAGCACGGCGGGACCCGGCGGGCGCGUACGCGGUGGCGCGCGAGGCGCUGUCCGUCGACCUCGUGGAGCGCAUGCGGCAAAUGGUCGAGGCCGGCGGGUCCCCAGAGGACGCGGCACCGGAGCCGGCGCCGGCGCCCGCGCCUGCGCCCGCGGCGCCCCCUAAGGCGCCGGAGGCGCCAAGCACGCAGCCCGUCGCGCCGGUGCCUGCGCCGCCGCCGCCGCAGGAGCCAGUACAGCCGGCGCCGGGCGCGUCGUCGGCGAGCGAGGGUGUGGCCGUGGUGCCGGUGCCGGCGCCGACGCCGCCGAAGGUCGAGAGCCCUGCUGCGGCGCCGCCGCCGCCGGCGGGGGCCAAGAGUGCCGAGAAGAGCAAGGGCGAGGAGGACUUGCUGGGGCUGGACGACGACCUGGCGGGGCUGGAGGUGGGCGACGGUGACGAUCUGGACGACUUGGAAGGGGACGACCUUGACGACGAGUGGGGCCUGGACGACGGCCAGGAUGACUGA
Molecule: messenger RNA, 2949 nt
Organism: Pedinophyceae sp. YPF-701
Lineage: Eukaryota; Viridiplantae; Chlorophyta; Pedinophyceae
Source: the annotation of a GenBank genome assembly